GAGCCGUGUCUCGGCAGGCCGCGCUCUCUGCCUCCUGCUGCUCUGCGGCUGGGGCUUGGCGGCCCUCGGCGAGGACGGCUCCGCUCUUCCCUCUGUCCCUUCUUGUGGAUGGCAUCACAUUGGCAACUUCCAGACCUCUGCAGUGAGCCAGGACUGCUGAUAAAUGAUGUUGCUGUGGAAGUGGAGAUGAUUCAGAAAAAUACUUCUUCUAAAUCUGAAAAUGAAACACUAAGUAGAUCCCAAAAUGUAACAGACAGAGUGCAGAGUGUAACCCCAACAAAAGAGGAGAGCCCAACAGCAGCUAAAAGCAGUUCAGCAACUGCAGCAAAAGCAUCAACAGUGAAAGGUGAUUCUCCACCACCCGUUCUCUCUCAUCUGGUGACUGCUAGUCCGGUGUCUCAAAUGGAUGUUGAUGCUUCUGAAGCUACCAAAAUUGAGGAAGAGGAUCUUCUAACAGAUUUGAAAGACACAAUAAAUAGUUCACCACCCGCCAUAAAAGAAAUGAUUGACUCAGAUGGAGGGGACGACUAUGGCCCUUACGAAAUGACAUCAAAUUCCAGAUACAACGCAGACCCGGAGGUGCCAGAAGAUGAUGACUCUGACACCAUUAGUAAUUACAAUGAGGAGAUCAAGACACUUAAUGAGAAGAUAAAAGAUGUUUCUGUCUCAGGGCUGGAAGAAGAGGAAGACAGCCAUUUUUUUUUUCAUCUGGUUGUAGUUGCCUUCUUAGUAGGUGUUGUUUAUGUCACCUAUCACAAUAAGAGGAAGAUCUUCUUACUGGUCCAGAGCCGGAGAUGGAGGGAUGGCCUGUGCUCUAGGACAGUAGAAUAUCAUCGUUUAGAUCAAAAUGUUAAUGAAGCUAUGCCUUCCCUGAAAAUAACUAAUGACUAUGUCUUUUGAAUGCACUGUGAUUUGAGUUUGCUGAACUUACCACUCUUUGCCUUCCUGGCCAUGUAAUGAUAUUCAGGUAUUCUCAACAUGCUGCUUGACCUGAAGGGAGAUGUACUCACUUUGACCUGGCUGUUCUUUAGGUUAAAUCUCACAGGACAUCAAGGGCAUGAUACAUCUGUUUGCUCCUUUUGAAUCAUGUUUUAUAUCAACUACAGAGACACAGAGUUUUAUAAUUAAUGCUUUUUCUGUUUGUUAAGUCUCCUCUGUCUGCAGCAGAGUCAGUUAAAAAAAAACCAUGAAAUGUUCUAGGUCUAACAAAUUAAUGACUUUGUCAUCACUAAAUGAAAUUAAUGAUCUCUCUGCUAUUCACUUACAUGGCUUGUAAACAUAAUGACUUUUAUCUGUGCCUAAACCCUGGUGCUGCAAAUCUUUCAUUUGUCUCUUUUGGGUUCUGUUUUCUUGUUGCAUCAUUUGAGCCUGGUUUAGGCAGACUAGUGAGGAUGACAAUUUCAGAAUUUCCCUUUGUGUUCAUGCAGUAAAUAAUUUUAGAAAAUACAUAUAACCCAUUUUGUUUCAAAAAUUAUGUAUCAUGUAUUUCCUUACAUAUUCAAGAUCACUGCAGCUUCUGAACAAUUUAUUUCUCUCAGCAGUACUUCUAUUUCAUUGUCUUUAUAAUUAAUGAAUGGAAAAUAAGCCUUGUGGAAUAAUCUUAUAAAAUGUAGUUGACAGGCUGUACAUCAAAGCUUUCUGUUGAAUUGUCAGGCAAUUGGAAGUCAGUUAUGUGGGUUCCAUUAAAAAUGCAAAUAUAAGAAUGAUUUCUUUUGCUCUUCUGACCCAGGUAACAGGCAGAUGAAGCGAAGCUGUGUGAAGCUGCCAGUCUGGACAGCACACACAUUUUUAACCAUAAUUUAGUGUAAAUCAAGUUUCAGGUACAGUAGUGGUUUUGUUUGUUUUUCUUUCAAUUUCUUUUUACCUUGUCUUCUAUACUACCAUUAUUUAUGUUUUCAUGAGUUGUAAGAUAUAAAAUCAUAGUUUUCUGUACAUUCUGUUUCUGAUUUAGUUUUCAGACUGAGAAAUACUUAAACAGAGGUGGAUCAGGACCCCAUAAUUAAUGACUUGGCAUUCAGGUUGCUCUGUAACAGUUUGAAAUCAUCAGCUUUACAACUGUUGGCAUGAGGAGUCUGAAGGCAUGACACUAUCUUACAAAAUGAAGUGCUAAAAGUUUGAAAUCCUUCUGGUCAAUGUGUUCUUUUUGUAACAAGGAGUAAAGCACAAACAAAACAGAACACUUUUCUUGCAGUACUUUUUAUCAUACUUGGACUUGUUUCUCUUGAUGUUUUGAAUAAGGUUUUUAAAAUAAAUGGCAGUAAUAAGC
Messenger RNA from Pogoniulus pusillus (Red-fronted tinkerbird), 2266 nucleotides. It is a transcript of the gene C22H5orf15, whose product is annotated as chromosome 22 C5orf15 homolog. The record is from RefSeq and is a predicted model, not a curated record. Lineage: Eukaryota; Metazoa; Chordata; Aves; Piciformes; Lybiidae. The transcript has 4 exons. Bases 109 to 900 code for a protein of 263 amino acids.